GCUUUCUUUCCUUCUUCUAAUUGCCAGUGUGCCACGAGGAAACCACCAUUUUGGCCGGAAUGAUCUCAGUUUUGAUGUUUCUGAACUCGCGCGGAGAUGUGGUAUUCUCCCGCUCCUUUCGCAACGGGUUCAAUGUGCGUACACUUGCAGAGACGUUUCGCAACGAGCUAAUCUCAAGCAAGCUAGUGGACCGCUGCCCCGUCAACUUUGUGAACCGCACCUGCUUUAUUCACCUCAAGCUGACCGACCUGUACGUGGUGAUGGUCUCCAACUCCAACGUUAACUGUCUCGUGUGUCUGCAGUACGGUGUGCGCCUGCUGCAAUACAUCCAAUCCUACUUUGAUGACCUCGAUGAGAAAGCGGUCAAGGAAAACUUUGUAACGCUGCAGAGCAUUAUCGAUGAGUCGAUGGACUUUGGAUACCCCAUAUUGACAGACAUGGAGGCAAUGACAGCGUUUGUCACGAACGACGGCGUGAAGCCAGAGGUGCUCAAGAAUACCGUAGAGUCGGAGCGCAUCGCUGAUAGACUGACAGGUGUCACGCCGUGGCGGGUGGAAGGCUGCUUGUACCAAAACAACGAGAUAUUCGUUGACGUGUUUGAAAACGUCAACCUGCUUCUCGCGCAAACGGGGGAGGUUCUGCAAAGCAAUGUCACUGGGCGCGUCGUCAUGAACAACUUCCUCUCCGGGAUGCCGGAGUGCGAGCUGCACUGGAACGCGAAGGUGAUGAACCGCAAUCAAACCGAUCCUGUCUCCACCGACGGCACCGGCGAGGAGCUUAUACCGCUCUCUGACAUCUCCUUCCACAAUUGCGUGCGCCUCACCGCGGACGGUGAGGAGGAGCGCCGACUGCUCUUUGUACCACCAGAUGGCAAGUUCACGCUCAUGACGUACCGCUCCAGCGUCAACGUACAGCCGCCGAUGAAGGUCAUCGCCGCCACAGCGAGGGAGCUGUCCCGCACGCGCACGGAACUGGAGUUCACGCUGAAGUCCGAUGCUCCGCCGGGGCAGAUUGUCACCGAGGUCGCUGUGACCGUUCCGUGCCCCGAUAACACGGCCGCAGCGUCCAUUAAGGUGCCACGCGGCAAGGCGACCUAUGACGCGGUGAGCCACGGCAUCGUGUGGAAACUGCCAAAGAUGCGCAGCGGCGAGGAGAUCCCCUUCUUCGCCGAAGUCCGCCAAAUUGCGCCGACGGAAGCCACAGAGACGCUGUGGUCCAAGCCGCCCAUCACGAUCGCCUUCCAAUGCGUUUCCUUGUCCCUGACUGGAUUGCGCAUCACUGAGCUAAAGGUGCACGAGCCGGUGUUUAUGUACACCCCGAACAAGUGGAUUCGUUACACGGUCAUGGCUGGCGACUACCAAUGCCGCCUAUGA
Leptomonas pyrrhocoris is the source of this 1373-nucleotide messenger RNA. RefSeq names its product clathrin coat assembly protein-like protein. Gene Ontology annotation, cellular component: clathrin adaptor complex; cytoplasmic vesicle. NCBI's taxonomy places the organism in Eukaryota, Euglenozoa, Kinetoplastea, Trypanosomatida, Trypanosomatidae. The transcript has a single exon. The record is from RefSeq and is a predicted model, not a curated record. Gene Ontology annotation, biological process: intracellular protein transport; endocytosis. Bases 60 to 1373 code for a protein of 437 amino acids.